This is a messenger RNA of Vitis riparia (riverbank grape), 1765 nucleotides long. RefSeq names its product UBX domain-containing protein 4. The record is from RefSeq and is a predicted model, not a curated record. Gene Ontology annotation, molecular function: protein binding. The transcript is spliced from 12 exons. The coding region runs from base 85 to 1326 and encodes 413 amino acids. Lineage: Eukaryota; Viridiplantae; Streptophyta; Magnoliopsida; Vitales; Vitaceae.
CCUUUUCCCCAUAACCAAGCAAACCCACCAUAACCCAAAAUCCAAAAUUGAGGGAUCUGGGGAUUUUAGGAUUUUUGAUGAUCAAUGGCAGGCGUAUCUCUCAAGUGUGGAGACUGUGGAGCUCUCCUGAAAUCCGUGGAGGAAGCCCAGGAACACGCGGAGCUCACCUCCCACUCCAACUUCUCCGAGUCCACCGAAGCCGUCCUCAACCUCAUCUGCACCAUUUGUUCCAAGCCCUGCAGAUCCAAAACUGAAAGCGAUUUGCAUACAAAAAGAACUGGGCACACUGAAUUUGUAGAUAAGACUUCGGAGGCAGCCAAGCCAAUAUCUUUAGAGGUUCCAAAGGCGACUGAUGAAUCACAGGAGGUUGUGGAUGCAAGUGGUAGCAGCAGCCAGCCCCAAGAAAUGAUUGCGCCAGAGGUUGACAAGAAGCUGCUUGAGGAACUUGAAGCAAUGGGAUUUCCAACGGCACGUGCGACCCGUGCACUUCAUUAUUCUGGUAACACCAGCCUUGAAGCUGCUGUAAACUGGGUAGUUGAACAUGAGAAUGAUUCAGACAUAGAUGAGAUGCCCUUGGUACCUGUCAACACCAAAGUUGAGGCUCCUAAACCAUCUCUUACACCAGAAGAAAUGAAGAUCAAAGCUCAAGAACUAAGGGAGCGAGCUCGCAAGAAAAAAGAAGAGGAAGAGAAAAGAAUGGAAAGAGAGAAAGAAAAGGAGAGAAUUCGAGUGGGCAAAGAACUACUUGAAGCAAAGCGAAUUGAGGAAGAAAAUGAAAGAAAACGUAUAUUGGCCUUGCGAAGAGCAGAGAAAGAGGAAGAGCAAAGAGCUAGGGAAAAAAUUCGUCAGAAAUUGGAGGAAGACAAGGCAGAAAGAAGGCGGAAGCUUGGAUUGCCACCAGAAGAUCCUGCUGCUGUAAAACCUUCUGCUUCUGUUGUGCAGGAGAAAAAGACCUUUUUGCCUGUUAAGCCUGUUACAAAGGUAGAGCAAAUGAGAGAGUGCCUGCGAUCGCUCAAGCAAAAUCACAAGGAUGAGGAUGCCAAAGUGAAAAGAGCAUUCCACACUCUUUUAACUUAUAUAGGGAAUGUUGCCAAGAAUCCCGAUGAAGAGAAAUUCAGAAAAAUUAGACUCACUAACCCGUCUUUUCAGGAGAGAGUAGGUGGACUUAAAGGAGGCAUUGAGUUUCUGGAGCUGUGUGGGUUUGAGAAGAUAGAAGGUGGAGAGUUCUUGUUUCUCCCAAGGGACAAGGUUGAGAUGGCAGUGCUGAAUUCAGCUGGCUCUGAGCUCAACUCUGCAAUAGUGAACCCUUUCUUUGGAGUUCUCUAGUUCAAGUAUACUGCUGGAAGUGAUGGUGUAUCCCCUGAUAAUUAUUGAUCUGGAUAUUUGUUUUCCCCCACCAUUUUAACUCACAAUAGUGUACCUCAGAAACUGAAAGAAAAAGGAACAAAAGAAAAGACAGGAAAAGAGAGGUAGAGGUAGGGGUAGGGGUAGGGGCCUGCCUUUGAACUUAAUGCUUAGUGACCUUGUCACUGGUGGCUGUGGACCUAAAUGCUUUGUGAAUUUUCUUGGGGACUUUGAAAAUCUUUGCAUCAUUUUGUGAAUUCUGGGGAUUUCAAUUCAAGGUUUUAUCUGCACAGAUCUAGUGGAGAAAAGUUAUUGAGAAGACUUUUGUAACUAUUUAUUAUAGGAGCAUCCAUGCAUUCCCUUGAUACAAGUUUAUAUGUUUAUAUGGAAAAUGCUAAGGUAUCGAAGUGGUGCUUACCAA